Caenorhabditis angaria is the source of this 2192-nucleotide messenger RNA. The record is from the annotation of a GenBank genome assembly. Lineage: Eukaryota; Metazoa; Nematoda; Chromadorea; Rhabditida; Rhabditidae.
AUGUCCGUUGCAAAAUUAUUAAAUUUACAAGGAAUUCGUGGAAUUGCAAUUCUAGGAGUUUUGGGAUUUCAUUUCUUUCCAAAUUAUUUUCCAAAUGGAUAUUUGGGAGUUGAUCAGUAAGUUUACAUUUCUGAAAAUAAUUUGAGAAAUUUGAAAAUAAUUGCAGGUUUUUUGUGUUAUCUGGAUUUUUGAUGUGUAUGUUAUUGACAAAAACUGAAAAAUUAUCAAAAUUUGAAAUGAUAUCAAAUUUUUAUAUUCGUCGAUUUAAAAGAAUUUUACCAUUAUAUCAAUUAAUAAUAUUUGUUUCAUUAAUUGCAUUAUAUUUAAUAUUUCCUGAUACAACAAUUGAAAUUAAUAUAAAUUCAGCAAAAAGAGCAAUAAUAUUUAUAUCAAAUCAGUUGAAAACAUUAGAAGAUGAUUAUUUUGAAAAAUUAAAUAUGGCAAUUGAUAUAUUUACACAUACUUGGUCACUUUCUGUUGAAAUUCAAUUUUAUUUAAUUGUUCCAUUUUUAUUUUUAUUACCAUUUCGAAUAAUAUCAUUAACAAUUAUAUCAAUUAUAAGUUUAUUUUAUUUUUAUAUUUUACCAUCUGAUAUUGCUUUUCUCAAUGUUUUUGCAAGAAUUUGGCAAUUUUUAAUUGGUAUGAUUGCUUUUAUUAUUCAUCAAAAUAUAUCAACUGAAUAUCGAUCAGUAAAAAAUUCGGAUGAGUGUGAAAAACAACAAUUAUUAUCAGAAGAUGAAGGAAACGAAGAUGGAGAAGGUAAAGAAGCUGGAACGUUAAAAACUAAAAGUACGAUCAAUUAUGAUAUUAUGAUUAGAAUGAUGAUUAUAAAAGUUAUUCUGGUUAUAUUUUUCCCAAACACUAUUAUCGAAAUUAUCUCAAGGUUCACUUUUUUCAUUUAUCUUAAAAUGAUUAAACAUAUUUGUAGACCUUCAAUAACAAUAAUGACUGGAAUAAUUUUAAUAUUUUCAAAAGGAGAUGAUAUAUUAUUAUCAAAUAAAAUAUUAGCAUAUAUUGGUGAUAUUUCAUAUUCAUUAUAUUUAAUACAUUGGCCAAUAUCUUCAUAUUGUAAAAUAACUGGAAUGUCUAAUUAUGCUUUACUAUUUUUAUUUCUCGCUGUUGUUGUUUCAAUGUUAAUUUAUCAUAGUUUCGAAAAAUGGUAUACAAAACAAUCAAAUAUUUUCAUAUUUAUUUUAUCUAUUUCAUUAGUUAUUGUUAAUCUUGGGAUAUUAUAUCAUCAAUUAUUUAUUAAAAACGAAGAAUCAGUUUCAUAUAAUUUGAAAUUGACUGAUGAUAAAACUUUUGAAGAGGCUAAACGAAUGAAUCACGAAUGGAAUCUUAAAGAUAAAGAAUCUAUAACAUUCAGAUGUAAUGGGAGACCUCACGGAUGGUGUUCCUAUGAUGGAUUAAAUAAAAACAACACAUUAAGAAUAUUUGCAUUUGGAAAUAGCUGGACAUCAAAUCAUGCAAAACUAUUAUAUGAAGAGUGUGGGCCUAAAGUCAAAGAAAUAUUGAGAGGAGCAAUCAGUGGUCAGUUUUGACAGUCGAGUCAGAAAUCAUCUCACCAGCUAAUUACAGCCUGUGAACCGUUGUAUAAAUUCCCAACGGAAUUCAACGGAUGUCCUGAUUUUUUGGUAGAAGUUGAAAAACAUCUGGAAGAAUUCAAACCAGAUUAUGCAUUUCAUAUUACAAGAACAAUGGCAAUUGGAACGAAUUAUACAGAAGAUUUUGAAAAUGACCCAAUUUAUCAAUCGAUUCUGAAUCAAACAAGACGAUUUGUAAAAAAUAUAAAAUACAAAUUGUUCAUCCUUAACUCAAUUCCACCUGUAAAUUGGAAAGAAGUGGAUAACAUAGCAGAUAAUUUGAUAAAUAAUGUAUCGAAAGAUAAAAUUGAUGUUAGUUUGAGAAGCGGCCGAAAAGAAAAACAUAAAUUAUUUCAGAAAAACCUCAUAAUAAAUUAUGACGAACACGUGUUUGCGACCAAAAGAUAUGCGCAAUUGAUAAAAGAUUGUGGCUCAAAGUGCGAACUUAUUGAUUAUCAUGGUUUAUUUUAUCGGAAUGAUACGAAAACAUUCAGAUAUUAUGAUAAUAAUGGAUAUACAUAUAUGUCUGCGGGAAAUCAUUUCACUCCUCUUGGUUCAGAAUAUUUGAGACCAUUUUGGAAACAUUUUUGCCGAGAAAAACUUGAAUAA